GCUAUGCUGUACGGCACUGAGUGUUGGGCGGCAAAGAAGACCCACGAGAACAAACUGCACGUGAACGAAAUGAAGAUGCUGCGAUGGUCGGCGGGUGUAACUAGGCUGGAUCGGAUUCGCAACGAAUACAUCAGGGGCUCCUUCAAAGUCGCACCCAUAGGUGAUAAGAUGGUAGAGAGGCGAAUGCGCUGGUUCGGGCACGUGAUGAGAAGGGAUGAAGAGUACCCAGUUAAAAAGGCUUUAGCAAUCCCGGAAAAGAGAAAAGGCGGAGGGCGCCCCCUAGCUACGUGGUGGACAACCGUAUCCAAAGACCUGGAACAGGCUCAGCUUGAAACGCAAACAACCCAGGACAGGCGAUCCUGGCACCUAAGGACGAGGAGAGUUGACCCCAAAUGA
Molecule: messenger RNA, 396 nt
Organism: Cydia strobilella
Lineage: Eukaryota; Metazoa; Arthropoda; Insecta; Lepidoptera; Tortricidae
Exons: 1
Coding region: 4-396 (130 amino acids)
Source: RefSeq, a predicted model, not a curated record